This is a messenger RNA of Nicrophorus vespilloides, 800 nucleotides long. RefSeq names its product metabotropic glutamate receptor 2-like. The annotation marks the transcript as partial. The transcript has 2 exons. Gene Ontology annotation, cellular component: membrane. The record is from RefSeq and is a predicted model, not a curated record. Gene Ontology annotation, biological process: G protein-coupled receptor signaling pathway. Gene Ontology annotation, molecular function: adenylate cyclase inhibiting G protein-coupled glutamate receptor activity. Lineage: Eukaryota; Metazoa; Arthropoda; Insecta; Coleoptera; Silphidae.
CCGUUCCCUCUUCCAGACGCAAACAACAGUUCGGUCCGGUUUUGUUGUUACGCGUAUUCCGGCACGCACGAAUCGGAAUUUCCAGUGGUACUUGAAAAAGUUCGAAGUUCUGUUUGUGGUUUUGCUUUUGAUUACGUAAAUACUUGUUCGGUACAGGAGUGAAAGAGAGAAAAAAACGUAACUCGCUAAUGGAAAUUAUUGAUUUCGGUAAUGCAUCGGUUUGUACCAAAAUAGAAAAUAAAAAAUAAAAUAAAAUUGGAUGAUGAACUGAUCAUGUACUGGUUGUAGUGCGAAUUAAUUAUGGAUUAGUGGACGAAUUUUGUGUGUAUUAAUGAUGAGGUGGGUUUUUGUGUAUUCUGUGCUGAUGGUGUUCGGUGCGGUGUGGACGAAGAACCAUCAUAAGCAUCGAAAUAAACUGCAGCUGCAUGAGCUUCUUGAGGUGGAUAAUUAUAGAGAGGAUGGGGAUUCUCAGGAGACGCAGCAUCACAGGUUGAGGCAUCAUCAUGGUGAAACUAGUUUGGAGAUACCUUGGCCUGUGAAGAAGGAAGCGAUAGUUGAAGGAGAUUUGAUAUUAGGAGGUUUGAUGAUGGUCCAUGAGCGUGAGGAUUCUGUAACUUGUGGACCGGUGAUGCCUCAAGGCGGGAUACAAGCUUUGGAAGCUAUGCUCUACACGUUGGAUAGGUUGAAUGAUGGUGUGACCAUUCAUCGAUUCUUACCCAAUAUCACGCUCGGAGCGCACAUCCUUGAUGAUUGCGACAAGGACACUUAUGGAUUAGAGAUGGCCGUGGAUUUUAUUAAAG